AUGUCAAUAUGCAAUAAAACAUUCUCAACAAAACAGAAAUUAAUUGAACAUGGAGAGAUGCAUGCUGGACCUUACGAAUGUGAAAUAUGCAAGAAUACAUUCAGAACAAAAGAAAUAUUGAGACAACACCAAAUUGUUCACACAGGAGAAAGUGAUAAGGUAUUCGCAAUCAAACAAGAAUUAAACCAACAUGAAAUGAUUCACACUGGUGAACGCCCUUACGAAUGUAUAAUUUGCAACAAAACAUUCAUAACAAAGCAAACAUUAAACAAUCAUUUAAUGAUUCACACGGGAGAACGACCCCAUGAGUGUGAAAUAUGCAAUAAAACAUUCAAAACAAAAAGGGAAUUGAAACAACAUGCAAACGUUCAUACGAAAGAAAGCUAUCAGAAAUGUCUGAUAUGCAAUAAAACAUUCUCAACAAAACAGAAAUUAAUUGAACAUGGAGAGAUGCAUGCUGGUGAACAACCUUACGAAUGUGAAAUAUGCAAGAAUACAUUCAGAACAAAAGGAAUAUUGAGACAACACCAAAUUGUUCACACAGGAGAAAGUGAUAAGGUAUUCGCAAUCAAACAAGAAUUAAACCAACAUGAAAUGAUUCACACUUCUGAACGCCCUUACGAAUGUAUAAUUUGCAACAAAACAUUCAUAACAAAGCAAACAUUAAACAAUCAUUUAAUGAUCAUACGGGAGAACGACCCCAUGAGUGUGAAUAUGCAAUAA
Molecule: messenger RNA, 723 nt
Organism: Ctenocephalides felis (cat flea)
Lineage: Eukaryota; Metazoa; Arthropoda; Insecta; Siphonaptera; Pulicidae
Product: zinc finger protein 570-like
Exons: 1
Coding region: 1-723 (240 amino acids)
Biological process (GO): negative regulation of transcription by RNA polymerase II
Molecular function (GO): DNA-binding transcription repressor activity, RNA polymerase II-specific
Source: RefSeq, a predicted model, not a curated record